UCCUCCCGCAGAGCUCAGUGCUUUGCCCUUUACUCGGACGUAGAACUAGUCUGCAUCCCUCAGUUAGCGGUGCCCUACCCUUAGCAAAGAUGCAGGCCCUCCAGUGCAAGUCAGGCGUCUUUGGCAAGGCCGCUGUGGCCCGGCCCGUCCGCGUGGCCGCGCCCAGCCGUGCUCGUCUGGCCGUGUGCGCCUCGUACAAGAACCAGGAGAACAUUAACCUGGAGAAGGUUCCCGCCUUCAAGCGCCACGAUGCGGACGUCGGCUCGUCGGAGGUGCAGGUCGCUCGCCUGAGCGCUCGCAUUAUGCAAAUUAGUGCUCACCUGGCCCAGAACAAGAAGGACUUCGCUGCUCGCCGCGGUCUGGAGGCUAUUCUGAGCCAGCGCAAGUCGCUGCUGCAGUACAUGUACAAGACCGACAGGGACAUGUACGACCGUAUGGUGUCUGAGUACAAGAUCCGCUCGGUGAUUGUUGGCGACACCCGCGGUGCCGCCCGCAAGUCGGAGGAGCGGUCGUAAAUCAGCAGCCGUCCACGGAGCCCAGGCGCUGGCAUGGUCUUGCUUGACAGCGUUUCCGGGCGCGGUGGAGCUGCGGAGCACGACUGGAGGUUGUGGAGCGUUGGGUGGCGCGCCAAGGAGCGGCGCGGCGGUGCUUUACGAGAAGGCGCCGGGCGCUGGCGUUUCGCGUUAUGUGGGUGUGGGGGCGUGCCCUCGCCCACUCGCGAUGGGGUGAAGUAGGUUUGGGUGUCCGGGCUACGAGCCAGCUGGCCCCAACCCGCACGCACGCAUGCGGUGGUCAGGGACCAGGGGGGAUUCUGGGCUGGUUCGUCAGAUUCGUCCGAGCCUAGCGGGGAGGGAGCAGGCCCUUGCGCUGAAACUGCGUCGGCAGGGAGGCAGCAGCAUCUGGUGGGCUCUUCUUGUGAAAGCACCAGAGAUGCAAGGGACGCACCGAUGAGGAAGCUGUUCUUUUGACGGCACGGAAGGCCCGCCCGGUCACGGACGUCGUGGCAGCAGGAGGCCUGCUAGGCGUGCUUCAGUCCAGCAGGCAUAUGCCACGGCCGGGUCAAGAUGGUGUGGUUGUUUACCAGAGGCGGGCGCAUGACGUGAACUUAGAAAUUGUAGAUGAGUGUGCGGCGUUUGGAGGAGUUCUGCUGGUUGCUCCGCUGCGAGGGCCGCCCCAGUUUUGAGUUCCCAGGGGUUGCAAGCACGGAGCGCUAGCGGGGUGGAUAAGACGUCGAUGAGACGGCAUCUAGGCCGGUUGCGCGGUGGCGACGAAGCAGAGGCAAGGGGAUAGGCUCCCUGUAACACGAAAUGUUG
This is a messenger RNA of Chlamydomonas reinhardtii, 1313 nucleotides long. RefSeq lists its product as uncharacterized. Gene Ontology annotation, cellular component: ribosome. The transcript is spliced from 4 exons. Lineage: Eukaryota; Viridiplantae; Chlorophyta; Chlorophyceae; Chlamydomonadales; Chlamydomonadaceae. Gene Ontology annotation, biological process: translation. Gene Ontology annotation, molecular function: structural constituent of ribosome. The record is from RefSeq and is a predicted model, not a curated record. The coding region runs from base 90 to 515 and encodes 141 amino acids.